AUGAAAGGGCAAAAGAAACCCGACAAAAGACUCCCACCUAGGCUGUUCGCGACAGAUCGGUUCCCCACCCGUCGUCAUAACAUUUUCUCCAAGCCAGACAUCUUACCAUUCAUUCAGAAUGUCUUAAAGGACACGGACGAGCUGCAGUACAUCAAGAACUCUUGUUUCGGUGGGCUGUUUGAUCUUCCUGCACGCCAGUGUCCUGUCUCGUGCAAAAUUAUCCACGCCUUUCUCACCAGACAGCUUAUUUGCGAGGACAGACACACCUUGUGGUCAGUCUUUGGAAGCGACGCAGUUCGUUUUGCUCUCCCAGAGUUUGGCACAAUCACAGGGUUACCAUGUGGUGAGUUCCCCGCAGACUACGAGACCGAACUAGAAGAUCAGAGCCAAGCCAACAAAGAUCCAGACUGGAUCAGGCUCAUCGGGAAGAAGAAGUUUGUCACUAAUGCUGAUCUUAAAAACAGACUCGCCACCGACACAAAGAUGCCAGGGCGUAAGAAGUUGCAGAUAGCUUUGAUACUGAUCGUCGACAGCGUCCUUAUUGCUCACCAGCAGAAGACACGCCCCACUCUGAAGUACGUAAAGAUGGUUCAGGACGUCGACGCUUUCUGCCAGCACCCCUGGGGCAGAGAGUCAUUCCUCAAGACCAUCAAUUGCAUGAAACCGCCUUUGGAUUGCGAAGACCCUGCUGGCGAGCUUGUCAAACUGCUGAAACAGGAAACAUACCGUCUUCAGGGGUUUCCACUAGCUUUGCAACUCCUUGCAUUUCAGGCUGUUCCGCAAUUGCAGUCCUUAAUCCCAGCCCCCUUAGACACGCUUUCAAUCAGCGAUCUCGAAUAA
This is a messenger RNA of Raphanus sativus (radish), 840 nucleotides long. RefSeq lists its product as uncharacterized. NCBI's taxonomy places the organism in Eukaryota, Viridiplantae, Streptophyta, Magnoliopsida, Brassicales, Brassicaceae. Bases 1 to 840 code for a protein of 279 amino acids. The transcript has 2 exons. The record is from RefSeq and is a predicted model, not a curated record.